Dinoponera quadriceps is the source of this 1723-nucleotide messenger RNA. RefSeq names its product probable cytochrome P450 6a14. Gene Ontology annotation, molecular function: oxidoreductase activity, acting on paired donors, with incorporation or reduction of molecular oxygen; heme binding; iron ion binding. The record is from RefSeq and is a predicted model, not a curated record. Bases 197 to 1723 code for a protein of 508 amino acids. Lineage: Eukaryota; Metazoa; Arthropoda; Insecta; Hymenoptera; Formicidae. The transcript has 7 exons.
UCGCCACCGUAACGUUCUACAGUAUCGAAAGACAUUUGCACGCGCGCACGUCCAAUGUGUGAUAAACAGUAACUUUAUAUAGUUCUCCGAUUUUGAUGUUAUUACACAUAAUUAGUGAUAAACAUAAUUAGUUCUACAUUUAACAACGAAUAAAGAAAUUUUCUUCUAUAACAAAGACAAAAAUAUUCUGUUCGCGAUGUUAAUCGGGGCAACAAUCGGGACUUUUAUUGUAGCUCUCACCUUAGUGUAUAUUUAUUAUAAGUAUGUGCUGUUCAAUUUCUGGCGUAAAAGGGGUAUAUUUUAUGUCGAGCCCGUUAUACCAACUGGUAAUGUGACCGAUCUUGUAAUUGGAAAAAUGACAAUAGGCGAACUGUUUCAAAAUGCCUAUAUGAAAUACAAGGAUCGUCGUAUCUUCGGAAUGUACAUAUUUUUCAAGCCAAACCUGGUGAUAGCCGAUCUCGAUCUCAUUCGAAUAGUGCUGACGAAAAAAUUCGGGAGUUUUCACGAUCGUGGGAUGUUUUGCAACGAGAAAACCGAUCCGCUGUCCGGCCAUUUAUUUCUGUUGCCCGGGAAGAAAUGGCGCAAUUUACGCGUCAAAUUGACGCCCACUUUCACUUCAGGAAAAAUCAAACAAAUGUUCGUGGUUCUGAAGGAAUGCGGUGAAGAGUUCGUGAAGAGUUUGGAGAGUAAAGUUCACACGGAAAAUGUCAUCGAGAUCAAAGAUAUGUUAGCGAGAUAUUCGACAGACAUAAUUAUGUCAACGGCAUUUGGAAUAAAAUCCAACUGCCUGGUGGAGCCUAACAAUGAGUUUCGACGAUGGGGGAAAAAAAUCUUCGAAGUGAAGGCCUUUUGGAACGCCUUGAUGGUGUUCGUGCCACAAAUUAUGGAUUUAUUCUCCCUUCCCAGUACGGAUCGUGGUGUCAGCAAGUUCUUCACGAAAUUAUUUCAAGAUAACGUGGAGUAUAGGCAAACUCAUAACAUCGUCAGGCACGAUUUCAUGAAUCUGCUCAUACAACUUAUGGAGAAAGGCUACGUUGAACCGGAUGACGAUAAAGAUAUCGCCGAUCAAUCCUCGGCUAAUAUGAAUAAACUUACCAUGCUGGAGGCGGCGGCGCAAGCCUUUGUCUUUUUCUUAGCCGGAUUCGAGACAUCGUCGACAACUGCGACAUACAGUUUGUACGAGUUAGCUCUGAAUCAAAAUAUACAGGAUAAAGUUCGCCGUGAGAUUGACGAGACCUUGAAAAAGCAUGGAGAAUUGACCUACGAGGCUGUGAAUGAAAUGACAUAUCUUCACAAAGUGGUUCAAGAGACCCUGCGAAAAUAUCCGCCCGUGCCCAUCUUAAAUCGUAUUUGCACUAAGGAGAUACUCCUCCCGACGACAAACAUUCAAAUACCGGAGGGAACUCAAAUUACUAUACCGGUGCUCGGGGUGCAGCGGGAUCCGUCGAUCUAUCCGGACCCGGAGAAAUUUGAUCCUGAACGCUUCAACGUGGAUCAAGUGGCGACGAGGCAUCCUUACGCAUAUUUGCCGUUCGGGGAAGGGCCACGAGUCUGUAUCGGUACACGCUUCGGUUAUGUGCAAACCAAAGUCGGAAUUAUAAGUCUCUUGUCGAAAUUCAAGUUCAAGCUGCACUCUCAAACCCCGGUGCCGCUUGUUUUCAACGAAUCGGCAAUUGUGCUCACGCCAAAGAGCGGAGUUCAUCUUAUCAUCGAAUCGCGAUAA